Messenger RNA from Cordyceps fumosorosea ARSEF 2679, 606 nucleotides. Its product is annotated as vacuolar ATP synthase 20 kDa proteolipid subunit. The transcript has 4 exons. Gene Ontology annotation, molecular function: proton-transporting ATPase activity, rotational mechanism. Gene Ontology annotation, biological process: proton transmembrane transport. NCBI's taxonomy places the organism in Eukaryota, Fungi, Ascomycota, Sordariomycetes, Hypocreales, Cordycipitaceae. Gene Ontology annotation, cellular component: proton-transporting V-type ATPase, V0 domain. Bases 1 to 606 code for a protein of 201 amino acids. The record is from RefSeq and is a predicted model, not a curated record.
AUGAGUCUCUACUAUGGACUAGGCGCCAUAUGGUCGUUUCUGACCGUCGUCGGAUUAUAUAUGCUUUUCACCGGCAGCGGCGAAUCCUUCAACGUCGGAGCCUUCCUCGAAACUGUCUCGCCCUUCACGUGGGCUGAUCUGGGUAUUGCCCUAUGCAUCGGCUUGUCGGUGGCCGGCGCGGCCUGGGGUAUUUUCAUCACCGGCUCUUCUAUUCUCGGCGCGGCCGUUAAGGCCCCUCGAAUUCGAACCAAGAACCUGAUCUCAAUUAUUUUCUGCGAAGUCGUCGCCAUUUAUGGCGUCAUUAUGGCCAUUGUCUUUUCCUCCAAGAUCGACGACGUAUCCGGCCGCGACCUGUACUCCGCCGAUACCUAUUAUACUGGAUUUGCUCUUUUCUGGGCAGGUCUCACUGUCGGCCUUUGCAACCUCGUCUGUGGUGUUGCCGUUGGAAUUAACGGCAGUGGUGCAGCUCUCGCCGACGCUGCCGACGCCACUUUGUUUGUCAAGAUUCUAGUCGUCGAAAUUUUCAGCUCCGUCCUCGGUCUCUUCGGUCUCAUUAUCGGCCUUCUUGUCGCGCAAAAGGCCCCCCAACUUGGCAAGAGCGUUUGA